CUCUCUCUAUCUCCUCCCUCUUUCCAAACCUUCGACUAGGACAUGGCACCAUCUGGACUUUAUAGUGCACACACAAACACAACCUCACACGUACACACAAACAUCACUCACACACACAUACAUACAGACAUAUGUACAAAUUUAAAAAAAAAAAGGGAAAAUGGCUACUGUUCACACCUGCUACAAGGAUGCCCAGUAUUAUCAACACGACUACUCAUACACAUAGGAGACACACACCCACAAACAAACACACACACACGGAUGUUCUUAACAGUUAUCCAAAACAUUCGUUAGGCCACGAAACAAAACAAAUUUACAAGUAAGUAGUCUAUCACAAUUAAGUGAAAGCCUUGCCUUUUAAUUGCUCUUUAAUGGACCGCCAUCAUUUGUUUUUCUCUUAAAAACACAUUACAACAAGCAAAAACUUCAACCUCAAAAUAACGAGAACAAAAAUAAAAUGUAUUACAGCAUCUCACUAACAACUUGAGAACACCUCUAGCACUGGAAGUAUUGUUGUUUUACUGUUGUUGUUCUUUUUAAUUCCUCUGAUGGGGCUGUGCCGGAAACGCUCUGAAAGAUUUGUGGAGCGGUCUCGCAGAAGGCGCUUGAUGCACAGUACGGGCCACAAUGUCAUUCCUAUCAACAUUGAAGGCAAACACUGGAAGUUUCUCUCAGACAUCUACACCACUCUUAUAGAUAUACAAUGGAGAUGGAAUAUUUUAAUCUUCAUCAGUGGACUAGUCGUCACCUGGUUUCUAUUCGCAUGCCUCUUUUAUUUGCUCUGCUAUUUACACGGCGACAUGGACGAGCAGCCGGAGAGCUUCAAGCCUUGCCUACAGAAUGUUACAACCAUCACGGCAGCCUACCUGUUCUCCAUUGAGACCAUGACUACCAUAGGAUACGGAAAGCGGUACCAGACAGAAGAGUGUCCGGAGAUGUACAUCCUGGUGAUGCUGCAGUCCAUCAUUGGUGCCGGACUACAGUUUGCACUGGCUAGUCUUGUUGUCUCCAAAACGAGGCGCGCUAAAAGGCGUUGCGAGACGAUUAUGUUCAGCAACCAGGUGUGUCUAUAUGAGCAGGACGCUCAGCUACACCUGUCUGUCAGGAUCGGCGACAUGAGAAGAUCGGAUAUAACAGGGGCUCACGCUGAAGGCUUUCUUGUCAUGAAACACGAGUCCAAAGAAGGCGGUUUUGUCCCAGUCAGGUCGUUCCGAGUCCAUUUUAUGUCAGAAAGUGGACGCAGUGAAAUAUUUUUCCCUUGGCCCACUCAGAUUAUACACGUAGUGGACAGUGAGUCUCCUCUGUGGUCAUUGUCCAGAGAUGAGCUUCUCGAUGGCCAGCACGAGCUAAUUGUUGUCAUUGAUGCUGUCUGUGGUGCCACCUGUCGGCCAUUUCAGGCUAGAAAGUCAUAUCAAACGUCGGAGAUGAUGUGGGGCUACAGGUUCUCAAAUCUUGAGAUGACAUGCUCACAGGGAGAUCAUUACCUCAUGGAUUUGUCCAACUUUCACCAAACUACCCCGGUAGCCACAUCAAUACUCAGCGCUGAAAACAAAACGAAUCUCCAGGUUAUGUGCGACUCCAGAACCACCAAGGUAGUAGACACCAUCUCAUCUUCCUCACCAAAUACUCCGGAAUCAUGCUCAAAUCUCGCUGAGGCCACAGGUGUGCACUCUGCCUCAGACAAGGAACUCCCUGAACGCGCCAACAGCGCUGGGGACAUGCUCCAUUGCAAGCGACGGUAUUCCCUAGGGGAGAUGAUCCGCGUAGCCCAUGGCCAGAGAAGAUUCGGCAGGAGAAGACAAUCCAUCGACGACGCUGUGAACUUUUACAAACACCGACCGAGCAUAACAGACACUUACUUAGGGGAGGGGAAUAUUAUGCACGAUGCACCGGAUGCAGAAAACAGCUUGGUUCUGACAGGGUUGGUCAGCAGAAGUUUGUCGUUAAAAGGUAAGGACCUGGCGGAUGUAAUCAAGAGAAAAAGCCACGGCACAGCACUGCUGUUCAAGUCUUUUGAAAGCUCAAGUUUCUCUGGCCAAGACGAAGACACGCCCGGAACUAAAAGUGCAGACCAAUCCCCUCCUCCUCAAAAACCAAGCCUGGAUGCCAGCCUCUAACUGUCAUAAUAACAAAGACUUUUUUCACAUCAACAAACUUUCGCUAGAGCGCCAUGUUUGCAAACGGUUUGUUUUGUAUUUUGUUUUUAGUUCUGCAAACGUUUUUUCCCCCACAAUAAUACAAGCGUGUUAGGUUUUAUA
Molecule: messenger RNA, 2258 nt
Organism: Biomphalaria glabrata
Lineage: Eukaryota; Metazoa; Mollusca; Gastropoda; Planorbidae
Product: inward rectifier potassium channel 2-like
Exons: 6
Coding region: 549-2117 (522 amino acids)
Biological process (GO): potassium ion import across plasma membrane; regulation of monoatomic ion transmembrane transport
Cellular component (GO): plasma membrane
Molecular function (GO): inward rectifier potassium channel activity
Source: RefSeq, a predicted model, not a curated record